CCUCCCUCCUGUUAAUCCUCCAGCAGCAGCGGCGCAGCGAAGGAGCAGCGACGGAGGCUAACAAAGCACUACUUUGACUUCAUUUGGAUAGACUUUAAACCAAUUACUUGCUAUGGCCGCAAUCAGGAAAAAGCUGGUCAUAGUGGGAGAUGGAGCCUGUGGGAAGACCUGUCUGCUCAUCGUGUUCAGCAAGGACCAGUUUCCAGAAGUCUACGUGCCCACAGUGUUCGAGAACUACGUGGCUGACAUCGAAGUCGAUAGCAAACAGGUGGAGUUAGCUCUCUGGGAUACAGCAGGUCAGGAGGACUACGACAGACUGCGCCCGCUCUCUUAUCCAGACACUGAUGUCAUCCUCAUGUGCUUCUCCAUCGACAGCCCCGACAGCCUCGAGAACAUCCCUGAGAAGUGGACCCCGGAGGUGAAACACUUCUGCCCCAACGUUCCCAUCAUCCUGGUGGGAAAUAAAAAGGACCUGCGCAACGACGAGCACACUCGGAGGGAACUUGCCAAAAUGAAGCAGGAACCUGUGAAAACAGAGGAUGGGCGGGACAUGGCGAACAGGAUCGGUGCCUUCGGAUACAUGGAGUGCUCUGCAAAAACAAAGGACGGCGUGAGGGAAGUGUUCGAGAUGGCCACCAGGGCUGCACUACAGGCCAGGCGGGGGAAGAAGAGCAAUAAAUGCGUCCUACUGUAGACGGAGGCCUGAGGACUGCUUCCUACAGGGGGAGAGAAGAAGAAUUAGGUCAAACCUACCCCCCCCCAAACACAUCCACACAAAAGACUGUUCUCCCCGGUUUUUACUAAAGGUGUAAUGCUUUUACUUUUUUUGUCUUAAGCAAAAGUAGUCAGGUUCUGUCAGUAUUCAACCUUGAGGUGAUGGAAGAUACUUUUUUGUACUUUUAACAUGAGUAAAUUUGCCAUAACGAAACCUCCUUUAUCAAUACGUUCAAUGUAAUCGAAAAGGUCAGCCAGGGGACCCGCUGUGUCGUACCCGCCAACUACAGUCAAGUGCUUAAGCCCUGCCUGCUGAUCUGAGGAAUGUCUCCACAGCCAACCAGGGCGAAGUACCUGCACACUGUGACCUGUCGUCCUUUAAUUAUUUCAGCAAGCCGACGCACACAUGAAGUCGAAAUUUGUUUCGUGUGCUUCAUUACAAAUCUUAACGUGCAUCAUGAUCACGUGCACAACAUGAGACUGGAAGCCGAUUUUUGCUAAAACGCAAAUGGAAACUUAGUGUUUUGUGUAAUAAAUUACUUUGUAAGAAUCUUGA
Stegastes partitus (bicolor damselfish) is the source of this 1270-nucleotide messenger RNA. RefSeq names its product transforming protein RhoA. Lineage: Eukaryota; Metazoa; Chordata; Actinopteri; Pomacentridae. The transcript has 5 exons. Gene Ontology annotation, molecular function: GTPase activity; GTP binding. The record is from RefSeq and is a predicted model, not a curated record. Gene Ontology annotation, biological process: small GTPase-mediated signal transduction. Bases 113 to 694 code for a protein of 193 amino acids.